GAAGCUCUCCGCCGCGGACCGCGCGGAGCGCGCGGACGUCGCGAAGCGCCUGGUCUUGGCGACGGACUGUCUGGUCGACGCGCGGCUCCGCCACGGCGUCUUCGCGGUCGUGAAGCGCUACGAGCUCGCGGUCGCGCUGCGGCCCGACUGGGCCCGGGCCUACGUGAGCUGCGGCCGCUACUUCGACGUCCUGCUCGCGUCGCGGCGCCAGCAGACGUCGAGCGACGACGACGAUGAUGCUGGUGAUGAUGGUGGCGACGUGUUGGCGCACGAGUACGCCAAGGCGGCGAUGACGUGGUACGCGCGGGGCCUCGAGCAGGGCGCCAAGGAGGCGCCGUCGGCGCUGCCGCGCCUCGUGACGCUCUGGUUCGAGUUCGGGUCCGUGUCCGUCGAGAAGCAGGCGCCCCAGAAGCCCGGCGCGCGGCCGUCGGCCAAGACGGAGCGCGCCAAGGCGCUGGAGCGGCUCAAGCAGGAGAUCUACGACGUCGUCCGCCGCGCGUCGCUGUCCAUCCCCGCGGCGGUCUGGUACACGGUGACGCCCCAGCUCGUGAGCCGCGCGGCGCACCCGAAUCCGUCGCUCAUGCGCGGCGUGUCCGAAUUAUUGGCGAUCAUCCUCCACGCGCACCCGGACGAAGCCGUCUGGGCCGUGACCGGUUUGACGCAAUCUUUAAACCCGGACCGCAAGAAGGUGGGCAGCGAGCUCUUUUCGUUGGCCGCGAAGCGCCUCCAGAAGAGCGACGCCCACGCCCGCGACGCCGCGAAGACGCAGAAGAUGCUCCACGGCGCGAAGCAGCUCUUCGCCGACCUCAUCGCCGUCGCCAAGCACGUGCCGCCGGACUCCGCGGCGACCGUGGACAUGCGGCGCAUCGGGAAGCAGGUCAAGGCCGCGCGGGGCCUACUCGUGCCGACGCGCGCGGCGCUGACGGCGGCGAUCGCGCCGCGCGGCAAGGGCGGCGGGCCCGACUGGCCGCGGUUCCCCGACGACUCGCCGCGCGUCGACAAAUUCCAGGACAACAUCAUCGUCAUGAAGUCGAAGGCGAAGCCGAAGAAGCUGACGCUGGAGGCGUCGAACGGCCGGGUCGUGCGCGUCCUCUGCAAGCGCGAGAAGGACGGCGACCUGCGGAAGGACGCGCGCGUCAACGACUUCAACGACGUCGUGAACCGGCUGCUCGACGCGGACGACGAGGCGCGGCGACGGAAGCUGCACCUGCGGACCUUCGCCGUCGUCAUUCUGGAUGAGGAGUGCGGUCUGAUGGAGUGGGUGAACCGGACGCACGGUUUACGGUUCAUCGUGCUGGGCCAGUACGAGCCCUGCUUCAGCCGCUGGUUCGCGCACCGCUUCGGCGACGAGCCGGCCGCGUGGCUCGGCGCGCGCGCGACGUUCGCGCGGUCCAGCGCGAUCUGGUCCGCCGUGGGCCACGUGCUGGGCUUGGGCGACCGCCACGGCGAGAACAUCAUGGUCGACAUCGACCGCGGCGAGCAGGUCCACGUCGACUUCGACUGCAUCUUCGACAAGGGCACGCGGCUCAAGACGCCGGAGAUCGUGCCCUUCCGCCUGACGCCCCACAUGGUCGAGGCCUUUGGCGUGACGGGCGUCGAGGGCUGCUUCCGGCGGAGCCUCGAGGUCGGGCUCCACACGCUGCGGCACCACCGCGAGACGCUGCUGAACGUGCUCGAGCCCUUCAUCCGCGACCCGACGGUCGGCUGGAGCCGCACGGGCAAGGCCCAGCGCGACGGCGGGCCCGACGAGCCGCCGGACCGGGGUCUGGGCGACCGCAACGGCGCCAAGGCCGCGACCAAGAAGCGCGCGCCGCCGCCGCCGCCGAAGGCGCACGACGACCCGAAGAACAAGCCCGACGAGCUCCCGCUCUCCGUGCCCGGCCAGGUCGAGCGCCUCAUCAAGGAGGCGACCGCGGACACGAACCUCUGCCGCAUGUACAUCGGCUGGACCCCCUUCCUGUGAGAGAGAGACCCCUCUCUUAAUGUUGUUGUGCCU
Aureococcus anophagefferens is the source of this 1996-nucleotide messenger RNA. RefSeq lists its product as hypothetical. Gene Ontology annotation, biological process: DNA damage checkpoint signaling; protein phosphorylation; telomere maintenance. Gene Ontology annotation, cellular component: nucleus. Bases 290 to 1963 code for a protein of 557 amino acids. NCBI's taxonomy places the organism in Eukaryota, Pelagophyceae, Pelagomonadales, Pelagomonadaceae. Gene Ontology annotation, molecular function: protein binding; protein serine/threonine kinase activity. The record is from RefSeq and is a predicted model, not a curated record. The transcript has 3 exons.